This is a messenger RNA of Columba livia (rock pigeon), 1724 nucleotides long. RefSeq names its product cerebellin 1 precursor (gene CBLN1). Gene Ontology annotation, biological process: maintenance of synapse structure. Gene Ontology annotation, cellular component: glutamatergic synapse; synaptic cleft. Lineage: Eukaryota; Metazoa; Chordata; Aves; Columbiformes; Columbidae. The transcript has 3 exons. Bases 356 to 940 code for a protein of 194 amino acids. The record is from RefSeq and is a predicted model, not a curated record. Gene Ontology annotation, molecular function: protein binding.
CCAGCGCGGGGCCGGUGGGGAGGCGGGGCCGCGCCUCGCGCCGUCUUUGUGCUCGCCGGCAGCUCCGGCAGCGCCGCCGCCUCCGCCUCCCGCCGCCUCCCUCAGCCCCGCGCGGCGGGCGGCUCCGCGCAGCCCCGCACCGCUCCGCGCAGCCCCGCACCGCUCCGCAGCGCUGCGCGCCGGCCCGCCCGCGCCGCCCCGCGCUAUGUGUGCCGGCGCUCCCGUGCCUCCUCGCGGCCGCUUCCCAGCCGGCGGGGCGCUCCCGGCCCCGCUCUGAGAGCGCGGCGGGGCAGGGAGCGAGCGGAGCGCAGCGCAGCCCGGACGUGCCGCCCGGGAGCGAAGGGAGCGCGGCGCCAUGCGGGGCCCGGGGCUGGGGCUGAGGCUGGGGCUGCUGCUGGGCGCGGCGUGGCUGGCGUGCGGGCAGAACGAGACGGAGCCCAUCGUGCUGGAGGGGAAGUGCCUGGUGGUGUGCGACUCCAACCCCACCUCCGACCCCACCGGCACGGCGCUCGGCAUCUCCGUGCGCUCCGGCAGCGCCAAGGUCGCCUUCUCCGCCAUCCGCAGCACCAACCACGAGCCCUCCGAGAUGAGCAACCGCACCAUGAUCAUCUACUUCGACCAGGUACUAGUGAAUAUCGGCAGCAACUUCGACUCGGAGCGGAGCACUUUUAUCGCGCCCAGGAAAGGGAUUUACAGUUUUAAUUUUCACGUGGUGAAAGUGUACAACAGGCAAACCAUCCAGGUGAGUUUGAUGCUAAAUGGGUGGCCAGUGAUUUCUGCCUUUGCAGGGGACCAAGAUGUGACCCGAGAAGCUGCUAGCAAUGGAGUCCUCAUUCAGAUGGAGAAAGGAGACAGAGCUUAUCUAAAACUGGAGAGAGGAAACUUGAUGGGAGGCUGGAAGUAUUCAACAUUCUCUGGAUUUCUAGUGUUCCCGCUUUAAAUCACUUCUCAUCCAAGAAAAUGGAGAGGCGGCAGUCAGAAUCUCUUACGAAUUCCCAAGUUGUAGCCGGGUUUAAGGAGUCGUGGACAGCAGACUUUUUACAUUCAAAUAUUAAAGAAGCUAAAUCCUGCUUAGGUUUGUGUACAUCUGCUUUGAAGAAUUACUACUUAUUUUUGUUGUGUUGCAGCCAACAGGCGGGAGACGCUAUAAUUGAUCAACCCCCCAUUUAUAUUCUUCUCUCUCUCCUCCCACAAAAUUAGUUCCCAUCUCUGUGUCACUGGUGUAAUCUGCCACCAUUCCCCCAUGGUUUCUGCCUCACACAAGUAGACUUUAGAUAUUUUCAUUGUCCUUUACAGCAUAUUUUGUAGUUUUGUUUUUAAGACAUGUUAAUCUUGACUCUUUCUCUGAGUUUAACUUUUAAGGAAAAAAAACAAAAAAAAAAAAAACAAACAAAAAAGGCAAAGUAUUUUUGAAUACAUGGAUGCCAUGAUGGAAGGGAAAAUGCAAUUCUUGCUGUGUACUGGCUGGCAAAAGGAAAACUUUAUACACGAAGAACUAUUCACAGCCCAGGCUGACUAGAGUAUUUCAAUAUUUCUAUGUAAUUCUGAGUGAUUGUGAAAUUUAAGGCUGCUAAAUGUUUUGAUGCUUGUUUUUGCUCUCGUACAAUGUGGCCCGACUAAACGCCAGGAAGUAUAUUGAACUUUUACUAUUACUCUGUAAUAUAUGUGUGAAUAUCGAAAAUUAAUUUUUGCUUUAAUUCAAUAAAGUUUCAAUGGGACUUUUA